CGCUUCAAAUAAUCGUUUCAGACGAUGGGACUUUUUUGUUAUGCUACCGAACCGACAGUGGCCGUAUUUACAUAGGUGUUUUUGUUUCCCGGGUGGGAUAAAAAAUGCGGUGCUGUGAACAGGUUUUUGCUGCUAAGUAAUGGCUUGCGUAUAUUCGUCUAGUGCCGCUUAAUCUGAUUGAAUCCAAUCAACUAGUAAAUUUGGUCAACGUGCCCCGACCGCAACGGGGGAACGGAUUGUUCUGCGUGCCAAGCACCGUGUGUGCCUACCAUGUGGGUAGUAUGAAAUGAAUUGUCUCAUGAGUUCAUAACAACAACGCGUCUUUGCUGACUGAACAGUUCCCAAAACAACACGACGCGGACCACUUGUUGCUGCUAUCUCUUCGCUGCAGUAAACACUACACGUCUACAUUAGGAUUGGGGCACGUCGUCGUAUCAGAUCGCGCGCGGUGGAUAGUGAAGGGGUUGGAAAUUCAGGUUGCCGAAUUGCUUCCCAUUCUCUUCCAUUCUUCCCGGGGAAAGUUCUUAUGAUGAAAGUCAAGUGAAAGGUGCUGCUGCUCUGCUCGUCGUUUGGAAGUAAGGAUGCUGCAAUCGACCCAAUAGUCGAAGAACUGAAGCAUACACCCCGGAAUUCGAAGUGCAGCUGUGUGUCCUCUGUGUGUGAAGCGUGUGUUAUAGGAGUACGGAUCGUGGUCACUGGAAUCGAAACUGCCAGCUCAUCGUAGUUUUGUACCUGUUCUUGGGUCGUAGUACUGCUUGGAAUUAAGCAUCGGGUUGAUUAUCGAAAAGCAUCAAGAUGAGGCGAAACCUGCGUACCCUGAUCAAGUACGUGUUUGUAUCUGGAGGCGUGCUGCUGUUUCUAACCCUCAUCAUACGCUCGUUCUCGGUGGACAACAAACAGCCAUCUUUGAAUGGUUUGUUCGGUCAGGCCGAAUCCUUGAUACAACACGCCCGAGAAGGAUCGUUCUUCAACGAACCGGCGAAAAAUGUCCUGCAGAAGCGGAUCGAUUGGCAUAACUAUGAGCUCAUCCACGAGGAGGCCAAACGGGUCGGCAUCGGCGAGCAGGGAAAGGCGGGCCAUUUAAGUGAGAAAGAGGCGGAAAUGAAGGACAAGCUGUUUAAGAAGAACGGUUUCAACGCGGUGCUGAGCGACCUGAUUUCGCUCAAUCGCUCUUUGCCGGACAUCCGGCACCGUGGUUGCCGCAAAAAGCAGUACCUCAGUGAGCUGCCGACGGUGAGCGUGGUGGUGCCGUUUUACAACGAACACUGGAGCACGCUGCUCCGAACGGCGGCCAGUGUCCUCCUCCGGUCACCCUCGGAACUGAUCGCGGAAGUCAUACUCGUCGAUGACUGCAGCACGAAGGAGUUUCUGAAGGACCAGCUGGAUCAGUUUGUGGCGGAAAACAUGCCCAAGGUGAAGAUAGUACGGUUGCCGGAAAGGUCCGGGCUGAUCACUGCCAGACUCGCGGGUGCCAAGGUGGCCACGGCCGAUGUGUUGAUAUUUCUUGAUUCACACACGGAAGCGAACGUUAACUGGCUGCCCCCGUUGCUUGAGCCGAUCGCUGAGGACUACCGUACGUGCGUUUGCCCCUUCAUCGACGUAAUCGAUUGGGACAAUUUUGAGUACCGAGCGCAGGAUGAAGGUGCUCGGGGGGCCUUCGAUUGGAAGUUCUUUUACAAGCGACUCCCGCUGCUGCCAAAGGAUCUUCAGAACCCCACGGAGCCGUUCGAGAGUCCGGUGAUGGCGGGCGGGUUGUUUGCCAUCAGCGCAAAGUUUUUCUGGGAACUCGGAGGGUACGACGAGGGACUGGACAUCUGGGGCGGUGAGCAAUACGAGCUGAGCUUUAAGAUCUGGCAGUGUGGCGGUAGGAUGUACGAUGCACCGUGUUCCCGCGUCGGCCACAUCUACCGAGGUUACGCACCGUUCGGUAAUCCGCGCAAGAAAGACUUCCUCACGCGAAACUACAAACGUGUCGCCGAGGUGUGGAUGGACGAGUACAAGGAGUAUCUGUACAUGCGCGAUCGGAAGAAGUACGAAAACACGGACGUGGGUGACAUCUCGAAGCAGCUGGCCAUCCGGGAGAAGCUGCAGUGCAAACCGUUCAAGUGGUUCAUGACGCACGUUGCGUUCGAUCUGGUCGAAAAGUAUCCCCCGAUCGAGCCGCCCGAUUUCGCCAACGGUGCCAUCCAGAGUGUGCCCCAUCCGGCCCUUUGCGUGGACACGCUCAACAACGGCGAGAAGGGUACGAUCGGGCUGUACUCGUGCGCGGAAGACAAGAAGCAGCCGCAAUCGAACCAGUUCUUCCAGCUCUCCUGGCACCGCGAUCUGCGCAUCAAGUUCGGCGAGAUGUGCUGGGAUGUGUCGGAGAGUGUACCGAAUGCGAAGAUUCUGCUCUACCACUGUCACGGCGGUCAGGGCAAUCAGUUGUGGCGGUACGAGCCGGACAGUCAGAUGCUGAAGCAGGGAAAGAACAAUCGCUGCCUGGACAUGGACCCGACCACCCGGGCGGUGUUUGUGAACCCGUGCGAUGGGGCCAAUCCGCGUCAAAAGUGGCGCUGGGGUUUCGUGAACGCGACCUCCAUCGCCCAGUGGGACACGUACGGAGCGAAGGUGAUUGAAUGAUCGGCCAUCAGGUAAACAAAAGUCUUUCGGAUUCGAUUUGAAAACAGUGGACGAAACACGAAUCAGGACACUUUCAAAUUGCUUGCCAACGACAUAGAGAACUAAUUUGUGUGUGAUCUGACCAUCUAUUUUAAACAUUUUGGUGUACGAAUAGUAGAAUUCGCAAAUAUCCUAAAAGGCAGCUUCUAACGUAUAUCUCAUCACAUUUGGCUUUAUCAGUCUUAUUUUUAGUUAGUAAAACAUUUUGGAAGAAUUUCGGAUACGUUUUCCAUUAAAUUCGGUAAGGGAAAAAAGGGCUUCUCUUGCCGAAGCAUAUGCAAGUAUUAGACGAUCUGUGGGUUGAACUGUACUUAAUUUGGUUUAAAAAAAUUAAUCCUAAAUUGAUAGAUUUUUAAUACUAGAAGGUUAAACUAAGUUGUGGUUCGUGGUACAUCAAACUGCGUUAAAAUGAUGGGCCGUUCGCAUUAAAUUAGAUUUAAAAUGUACGGUGACAGUUUUGCUCAAUUUAAAACCCAGAAAAACAGAUUUCCAAACUACAAUUUCGUACACUGUUUUUUAACUACUCUUUGGUUGUGAAAGUUAAAAUUCGUGUGAAGAAUGACAAAAAAGAAAAGACAAGAACGAAAACAAUCAUUUGCUCAAG
Molecule: messenger RNA, 3265 nt
Organism: Anopheles coustani
Lineage: Eukaryota; Metazoa; Arthropoda; Insecta; Diptera; Culicidae
Gene: Pgant6
Product: N-acetylgalactosaminyltransferase 6
Exons: 3
Coding region: 796-2622 (608 amino acids)
Cellular component (GO): Golgi apparatus
Source: RefSeq, a predicted model, not a curated record